AGAGGACUCAUCAGAGAGUUUCACACUUUCCUCUUUCUUCCUCUCUUCUCUUCUCCAACACUUCUCAGAGAAAAAACCCAAAAGCUUCUUCUUCUUCAUCUCCGUCGUGCUCCUCCACGAAAAUGCACGCCAAAACCGAUUCCGAGGUAACCAGCAUCGCAGCUUCAUCACCAACCAGAUCUCCACGUCGACCAGUCUACUAUGUCCAAUCACCGUCACGCGACUCUCACGACGGAGAAAAAACGGCGACUUCGUUUCACUCAACUCCGGUGCUAAGUCCGAUGGGAUCUCCGCCGCAUUCUCAAUCCUCUAUGGGCCGCCACUCCCGCGAAUCCUCCUCCAGCCGAUUCUCCGGCUCUCUCAAGCCCGGAUCUAGAAAAGUCAACCCUAACGACGGCUCUAAACGGAAAGGUCACGGCGGAGAGAAACAGUGGAAAGAGUGUGCUGUGAUUGAAGAAGAAGGUUUGUUAGAUGACGGUGAUAGAGACGGUGGUGUUCCUCGUCGUUGCUAUGUUUUGGCUUUCAUCGUUGGUUUCUUCAUUCUCUUUGGUCUCUUCUCUUUGAUUCUCUACGGUGCUGCUAAACCUCAGAAACCUAAAAUCACCGUCAAGACUAUAACGUUUGAAACGCUUAAGGUCCAAGCUGGUCAAGAUGCUGGUGGUGUUGGAACUGAUAUGAUCACAAUGAACGCUACUAUCAGAAUGUUGUAUAAGAACACUGGAACAUUCUUUGGUGUUCAUGUUACUUCAUCUCCUAUUGAUCUUAGUUUCUCCCAGAUCAAAAUUGGUUCUGGAUCGAUCAAGAAGUUUUAUCAGUCAAGGAAGAGUCAUAGUACGGUGGUGGUUCAUGUGACGGGAGAGAAGAUUCCGUUAUACGGAAGUGGUUCGACAUUGCUGCCACCAGCACCACCAGCUCCACUUCCCAAACCAAAGAAGAAGAAGAAAGGAUCUCCACCUGAGACACCCGAGCCGCCAGCACCACCAGCACCGGUGCCAAUGACGCUUAGCUUCAUCGUUCGAUCACGGGCUUACGUGUUGGGGAAAUUAGUGCAGCCAAAGUUCAACAAGAAGGUCGAGUGUGACAUCAACUUCGAACACAAGAAUCUUAACAAGCAUAUACCCAUCACCAACAAUUGUACCGUCACAACAGUUUGAAGAGAGGGAACGAACUGAAAAGAAAAAUAUUUAGUCGGCGUGAAACGAUGUCGUAUAGUGUAACGUGAUUUUACAGCUCAGCGGGCAGCGUUUUGGGUUGUCGAAGGGCAGCUAUGUAGAGGUGCCCGAAGGAAGAGAAGUAAGCAUCGUGUCGGUGGCUCUUUUUUAAUUUACAUGAGUGGUUUAUAUCUGUGUGUUGAAAAAUAUAUUAAUUUUAUUAUUAUGUGAAACAUGAGGAAUCAAAUUUUAUUUAUUUUUU
This is a messenger RNA of Capsella rubella, 1413 nucleotides long. RefSeq lists its product as uncharacterized. The record is from RefSeq and is a predicted model, not a curated record. NCBI's taxonomy places the organism in Eukaryota, Viridiplantae, Streptophyta, Magnoliopsida, Brassicales, Brassicaceae. Bases 123 to 1154 code for a protein of 343 amino acids. The transcript has 3 exons.